UGUUGGGAGAGGACCCACAAUUGAACGGCAAAAUGUCACCAAAACAAACCACAGAAGCAAAAAAAAAAUGACUCAGACCGCUGAACUUUUUCAAAAGUGGAGUUGUGUUAGAGAUAGAAGCUCAACCGAGACCUGCAGAGUGACACAGAGGAACUCCUAAAUUGACAGGGGCGGUCGUUCUCAGUCAGCGCACAUAUUCCACUUGGCCAGCAUCCCUUGGAGUCCACAGACACAGUGCUGAUUGAAGGAGCGGAGGGGAGCUCAUUUUCAGAGCGCGUGAUUGUGUUACAGGGGCUUCACUUCAGACUGUCACUGGUCAGAGAGAAACAGAGUGGGAGACAGUAAAAGCAUCUCUACCACGCCUUUAAAAGUAGACAGUCCACAUAAGAAGAAAUCGGGUGUAUGGGAUUUUUUGGCAAACUAACCUUUCUUGAGUUUUUCUGAAGGAAAGUGUGUUUAUCCUUGGGAGGAAAGACUGUUGUGGUGCCGAGCGGCGUGUCUCCGUGCGUAAAAUAAAAGUUUAACACUGCAAAGAGAUCAUUGGAGAGGUGUGGGAGCUCGGCAAACUCCCCGUUUUCACUCUCCGGGAUUGUUGUAAAGCUCAUACCGGACCGGAGGAUAUAUAACUUUUGAACACGUUUUGUGGAGAGACACGGACACAGGCGGGUUGGUUUUUGCGGGGAGCGGAGCGAUCCUCUUCGCUGAGCCGGGAGGAUAGCGCGCGGCGCCGGGUAGCAGACUGACCCAACGGGCGGCAACCUCGGAGAGAAGGUUAUGACGGAACUGAGCUGAACAUGGAGCCUUUCUGGAUUUUGUUAUUUUCUAGUGUCUGUCCUCUCACCUGGGGCCAAGGAGUUUACGCUCCAGCCAACGCCCAGAUCGUGCAUUCAGGCGCUGCGUGUAAUGUCAAGGAUGAUAACAUCAGUGAGAGGAUCUACACCAUCAAAGAGGGAGACACACUAGUGCUUCAGUGUAUUGUUAAAGGACAUCCAAGACCACAGGUACGGUGGACGAAAACAGCAGGCAGUGCAUCAGACAAGUUCCAGGAAACACCCAUCUACAACGAGACCCUGCGCAUCGAGGGCAUCCUGAGGGUGCAGGGAGGUCGCUACUACUGCAAGGCCGACAACGGGGUGGGGGUGGCUGCCAUCAAGUCCAUCCGUGUAGAUGUGCAGUACCUUGACACACCAGUUCUGACGGUGCACCAGACCAUCAGUGAUGUACGCGGCAGUUACUACCAGGAGAAGACGGUGUUCCUGCGCUGUACUGUCAACUCCAACCCUCCUGCUCGGUUCAUCUGGAAACGUGGGACCAUGCUCAUUGAACAGAGCAAGGACAACGGAGUUGACAUCUAUGAGCCGCUUUACACUCAGGGGGAGACCAAGGUGCUUAAGCUGAAAAACCUCAGACCAAAGGACUUUGCUGAUUACACAUGCCAGGUGUCUGUUCGCAAUGUGUGUAACAUCGAAGACAAGUCGGUCACCUUCAGGCUCACAAAUGCAACAUCUCCACCAAUGAUUCGACUGUCAGUGAACGACACAGUAGUCGUGGAUCCAGGGCAGGAUGUGCUCCUAACCUGUGAGGUGACCGCAGGUUUCCCGCUCCCCACUGUGACGUGGUCCCGUUACCCAGGCCCACUACCCCUCAGCGCUCAAGUUCGGGGGCCAACACUGAUUUUGCGAGCUGUCACACCAUCUGAUGCAGGCUUUUACAACUGCACGGCUGUCAACAAUGUGGGCAACCCUGCUCGCAAGAACGCCAAUCUUGUUGUCAGAACAAUGAGCAACCUGACCUUCCAGAUCACACCGGACUCCAACAAGGACAGCGAGACCAUCCAGAUGGGUCGGGACCUCAAGCUGUCGUGCCACGUCGAUGCAACCCCGCAGGACAAGGUCAACUACACCUGGUACAAGAACGGUGCCCCCGUCUUCAACUCAGACAGCCUGAUCCUGCUACGCAGUGACCCAGACAUGGCGCCCGGCACUAGCAGCUUGGAGAUUGUCGACAUGAAGUUCAGAGACUUGGCUACCUACAGCUGUGUGGCAAACUUCCCAGGCAGCAGGGUGCCAGAGCUCCGGGUGGAUGUCAACAUCUCACAGAACAGUGUCUCUCCACCAGUACUGGCAGUUCCACCAGGAGGGCAAAUUGUCAACGUGAGAGAGGGAGGAAAUAUUGACCUGGUGUGCUUGGUGGUGGAUGGCAAACCACGCCCACCUAUACUCUGGUCACGGCUGGAGAAGGACCUGCUGAUGCCUUCUGGAGAGACCAUGGUGGAGACGCCUGAUGGACGCUUGAGGCUGAAGAACGUCAGCAGGGACAUGAUGGGAGUGUACCGGUGCCAGACUGCUCCAUACAAUGGGCUUAACAUCAAACGCAGAGAGACACAGGUCCAACUCAAUGUGCAAUAUCCUCCCAUAGUGGACCCGGUCUUCCAGGAUGUACGUUCCAGGAACUAUCAAAUGGUCACCCUGAGGUGUACGGUGCUGCGGUCAAACCCUCCACGUCUAACAGACAUACGCUGGUUUCGCAACGGGGACUUCAUACGUAUGCCAAUGCCUGACCUGAAGGAGACACCUGAGCUGAAGUUCAAGCUGGAACCUACCAACAACGGCUCUUACGAGUGUCGAGUCAGCAACAGUGCAGGAACAUCAACAUGCACAUUUAAUGUCACUGCACAACCCUACAAUGCAGAGUUCUACUUUGACACUCCAAACCCAGUCCGAAUCCUGAAAGGGAACAAUUAUUCAUACAGCCUACAGUGGACACAGAGAGAUCCAGAGGCCACAGACCGCAUCAUAGGCUACUGGAUCAAUGUCCGAAAGAACAAGCAGAACCUGCUGUCCAAGCAGAUAGACCUGAAGGGAAAGGAGCCAGAGAAGGGUGUACUGCUCUCCUACACUGUAACAGAUCUGAGGAUCCCUCUGUCCUACGAGGUACGACUGGCACCCAUCACUACCUACAGCACCGGGGACUACGUCAGCCGACUUAUACAGUACUCAGAGCCCUACACCUACCCCAGACCCUCAGAUCAUGUGUGUGGUUUUGAGGAUGAGCGCGUCUGUGGUUUCACUCAAGACCGGAGCGAUGUCUUCGACUGGACGAGACAGAAUCACCUGACACAGAAUCCAAAGCGAUCUGCCAACACUGGGCCUGAGACUGACCGCAGUGGAACCAAGGAGGGGUACUACAUGUUCAUUGAAGCAUCACGGCCUCGUGUUCAGGGGGACAAGGCUCGCCUGCUUUCUCCACUUUUUAAUGUGACCUCUGUCAGGGGCCCCAAAGGCUCCGGCAGGGUCCCAUACUGUGUCUCCUUCUACUACCACAUGAAGGGAAAACAUAUUGGUAUUCUCAAUGUGCUCCUGAGAGUGAGAAGCAUCGCCUCGGUGGACACGGUGAUAUGGAGCAAGUCUGGUCAUCAGGGCCCGGACUGGAGGAAAGCAUUCUUUGAUAUCAGCCCCAGCGGACCCUUCCAGAUUGUGUUCGAAGGAAUUCGAGGUCCAAGCUUCGAGGGGGACAUCGCCAUUGACGACGUGUCCAUCACCAUAGGGAAGUGCAAGCAGGAGAACACUGUAGCCAGCGCAGUCCUGAUUGGUGGCUCACGCUCGCUCCCAUUGGCCAGCUGGCUGACCUUUGGCCUCUCCUGCUUCCUGUCAUUACUCUACAGAUGAUGAGCACUCCCCACAGCACCACCUGUCUGUAGUGACAGACACUGCCCCAACUUGUGCUCUUUUACUUCUUUCUCUUCCCUUCUCCUCUUCCUUUCUGACACUCGCCUGUCUCCCUAACUGUCCGUCCUUUUCCACUCGUCUUUCUAUCCGCCAUGCAUCCAUUUCAUCCUUCUCGCUGCGAUACAUUGUAACACAAAAUCUCUGUCUUGUUCUCCUGCUCUGCUUUCUUUAAACAUUUCCCCCCUUAGACUCUUAGCAUAACCAGCUGAUGCUCAUGUUGAACUUAAGGUGAACAUAAUUAAUGAUCUGUAACUGUCAGACCUCAUAUUAUCUCCUUUGUCACUCUAUUAGAACAACUUUAUCCAUGUCUGUGUGUCACUUUGUCACCUUAUCCUCACCGCUCUGUCAUCAACCUUCUCCAUCAUUACAUGCGCCCUCGUAUGUAUCUCCACCCCCACCUCCUUGACUCCUCCAUCCUAUUCCCCAGACACACCAAAGUGUCGGACACUCUACCAAAGAUGACAAAGGACCUGAGGGAAUAAAACGAGGAAACAGGGACUCCAGGAAGAAUGUGAAACACAUAGAAAAAAGAAGGAAGAAGUUCUUCUUUUAAAAGAGACUGUCUCCUUUCCAACCCAGCCUUUUGGGAUCGGGGAAGCAGCUGAAUGACAAAGAGACAGAUGGAAAAUAAACUUGAUGAAUGAAUGAAAGAAUAAACAAGUGAACAGCGAGGAAAGGACACGGAGGACUAAAAGAAGGGCGCUCCUGGUAGCCUCUCUGCUCAACCUCUGCUUGCCACAAGAGACAAACCUCAGUGCGGAUUAUACGUGUACAUUUAUCUCUAUAUAUAUUAAAUAUAACAAAGUUUAAACUAAAACACAACUAGGACAGUGGAGGACUUUACAAAGUGGAAUUAAAGAAGCACAACGUUUAUACAA
This is a messenger RNA of Notolabrus celidotus (New Zealand spotty), 4606 nucleotides long. RefSeq names its product MAM domain-containing glycosylphosphatidylinositol anchor protein 1. Gene Ontology annotation, molecular function: protein binding. Gene Ontology annotation, cellular component: plasma membrane. The record is from RefSeq and is a predicted model, not a curated record. Lineage: Eukaryota; Metazoa; Chordata; Actinopteri; Labriformes; Labridae. The coding region runs from base 795 to 3668 and encodes 957 amino acids. Gene Ontology annotation, biological process: homophilic cell-cell adhesion. The transcript has 19 exons.